AAUUCCGCCCACAGAGCAGAGCCGGAAGAGGGCGUGGCGAGACGGAAGAGGGCGGGACAGCCAGCCGGAAGGAGGCGAAAUGCUUUGGGUAGGCUCUCUAGUGCUGUGAAGAUGGCGGUGGCUGCGUGGCUUCAGGUGUCCCCUGUCGUUUUCCUGCUUUUGGGAGCGCAGCCGUCCCCACUGUCGUUGUUUGGUGCAGGGCCAUCCCCUGUGUCUGCUGCCGACCGGUCCAAGUGGCACAUUCCGAUGCCGUCGGGGAAAAAUUAUUUUAAUUUUGGAAAGAUUCUUUUCAGAAAUACUACUAUCUUACUGAAAUUUGAUGGAGAACCUUGUGAUCUGUCUUUCAAUAUAACCUGGUAUCUGAAAAGUGCCGAUUGCUACAAUGAAAUUUACAACUUCAAGGCAGAUGAAAUAGAGACAUAUUUGGAAAAUCUCAAGGAAAAAAAAGGCUUGUCUGGGAAAUACCAGACAUCAUCAAAAUUGUUUCAGAACUGUAGUGAACUCUAUAAAGCACAGAGCUUUUCUGGAGAGUUUAUGCAUCGACUGCCUCUUUUAGGAGAAAAACAGGAGGCUAAGGAGAAUGGAACAAAUCUCACCUUUACUGGAGAGAAAAUUGCAAUGCACGAACCGUUGCAAACGUGGCAGGAUGCACCAUACAUUUUUAUUGUGCAUGUUGGCAUUUCAUCCUCAAAGGAAUCAUCAAAAGAAAAUGCAUUCGGCAAUCUUUUUACUAUGACUGUUGAAGUGAAGGGCCCCUAUGAAUACCUUACUCUUGAAGACUACCCAUUGAUGAUUUUUUUCAUGGUGAUGUGUAUUGUAUAUGUCCUUUUUGGUGUUCUCUGGCUGGCAUGGUCUGCCUGCUACUGGAGAGAUCUCCUGAGAAUUCAGUUUUGGAUUGGUGCUGUCAUCUUUCUGGGAAUGUUUGAGAAAGCUGUCUUUUAUGCAGAAUUCCAGAAUAUUCGUUAUAAAGGAGAAUCUGUCCAGGAUGCCUUGAUUCUUGCAGAACUGCUUUCAGCAGUGAAACGCUCACUGGCUCGAACCCUGGUCAUCAUAGUGAGUCUGGGAUAUGGCAUAGUCAAGCCUCGCCUUGGAGUCACUCUUCACAAGGUUGUGGUGGCAGGAGCCCUCUAUCUUUUGUUCUCUGGCAUGGAAGGUGUCCUCAGAGUUACAGGGUAUUUUUCUUACUCCUUGGCUCUGAUAGUAAGCCUGGCCCUCUCAGCAAUUGAUGCCUGUAUUAUUUUAUGGAUAUUUAUUAGCUUGACUCAAACAAUGAAGCUAUUAAAACUUCGGAGGAACAUUGUAAAGCUGUCUUUGUACCGGCAUUUCACCAAUACACUUAUCUUGGCAGUGGCAGCAUCUAUUGUGUUCAUCAUCUGGACAACCAUGAAGUUCAGAAUAGUGACUUGCCAGUCGGACUGGCGGGAACUGUGGGUGGAUGAUGCCAUUUGGCGAUUGCUGUUUUCCAUGAUCCUCUUUGUCAUCAUGAUUCUCUGGCGACCAUCAGCAAAUAACCAGAGGUUUGCCUUUUCACCAUUGUCAGAAGAGGAUGAAGAAGAUGAACAGAAGGAACCUAUGUUGAAAGAAAGCUUUGAAGGCAUGAAGAUGAGAAGUACCAAGCAAGAACCAAAUGGGAAUAGUAAAGGAAGCAAAGCACUGGAAGAUGACUUGAAGUGGGUAGAAGAGAAUGUUCCUUCUUCUGUGACAGAUGUAGCACUUCCAGCCCUGUUGGAUUCGGACGAGGAACGAAUGAUCACACACUUUGAAAGAUCCAAAAUGGAGUAAACAAUGGGAAACUUUGCAGUUGAUGGUCAAGGAAGAGAUCAGCUUGCAUGUCAGUCUUCUAUACUGCUCCAUGAGAUUAAAAGAAGCAAUGCCAUCUUGCUCCAUUUGUGAUCUUUAUGCAUGGAAGCUGGAGAGAGGUGUCAGACAAGAACAUCUUUCUCAAAACACAUGCAUAGGAUGAGAAAAUCUACAAACUUCUUACAACAUUGAUACCCUUUCACUCCCAAACCCCACCAUGGAUGUUUAUGCAACCUAUAUGUUGUUCCUGAACUUUCUGUUUCAGUUGUUUAAUCUUUCAAACUAAAAAGUUUUAACAUCUUUAAAAGGACUAUGUGAUCAACAGCAUAAUAUGUCAUCUCUAGGAGCAACUGCCUGUAAUUUUAUUUAUUUAGGAAGUUGCAUUGGUGGUGGGAGAAACUGUCAAUUUCAGUUUCCUGGGAAGUCACUGUUACAUCUUACAGACGUAGUUUUGAGUGAAGUGGGCUCUUCUGCGUUAAGGAGCCAUGUUCUAUGAGUGAUCAAAAGGAAGGAAAAGAAAAUGUUAGAUGUGAUUCAGAUUGUUU
Nannospalax galili (Upper Galilee mountains blind mole rat) is the source of this 2345-nucleotide messenger RNA. RefSeq names its product transmembrane protein 87A (gene Tmem87a). The record is from RefSeq and is a predicted model, not a curated record. The coding region runs from base 112 to 1782 and encodes 556 amino acids. Gene Ontology annotation, biological process: retrograde transport, endosome to Golgi. NCBI's taxonomy places the organism in Eukaryota, Metazoa, Chordata, Mammalia, Rodentia, Spalacidae. The transcript has 20 exons. Gene Ontology annotation, cellular component: Golgi apparatus; Golgi cisterna membrane.